Messenger RNA from Miscanthus lutarioriparius, 270 nucleotides. NCBI's taxonomy places the organism in Eukaryota, Viridiplantae, Streptophyta, Magnoliopsida, Poales, Poaceae. The record is from the annotation of a GenBank genome assembly.
AUGGCGAACGGCGGCGGCUACGGGUGGGCCCUCGCGGCGGGCUUCAACGCCGCGCUUGCCGCCAUCUCCGCCAAGUUCUUCUCCACUCUGUUGCUGAAAUAUGGCAUGGUGAUACUUUUCAAUGUGACAAUGUGGGGGUGCUAUGUCAACAGCCUCAAAGCUUUGUCAUCCCUCCAGGCAACAGUGACAAACUUCGCCGCCAACUUCAUCUCGUCUGGGCUUGCAGGGUAUUUCCUGUUUGAAGAGCCCCUGCCUUCUAAGUUGGCAUAA